CUCAAGUAACGGAGUAAUUUUAUGGUGGGUUUCUUGGAAUGUGUUUAUUCUCUGUCUUGAUUCUUCGACAAAUAUCCCUAUUACUUCGCUAAAAAGGUUAGUAAAACUACCUUAGAAACGUUAACAUUUAUCGUGUUGUAGAACAUUAAAAUUUCCUUUUUAAAUACAUCAAGCGUGUUGUAAAGUUUCUCGAAGCGGUAAGCAUAAGCCUAUUUCAGAUUUCAGUCGAAAUCUCGUGAUUUUUCAAAAGGAAAAUGGUGCCAUAUUCUGACAUGAAUAGCUGCUGUGAUUUUGUUUGUUUGUUGGAAAUAACUCUAUGAAAUAAUUAUUUAGCCUGUUAUAUUCAUUUAUAUAAGUUGUGUCGAGACCCGAACGCUUUUGGCUCAUGUUCGUCAUGUUCAGAUACUUCGCUGCAAGGGAAUCAGCAGACAUCAGCACAUGCAAUGAUGUGUUGAUGAGGAUUUCCAUGGAAGCCCGGAAGAACUACUAUUUUCUAGUUUAAAUAUUAUUUAAUCUUGGAGCCCUAACAAACUUCCUGCUUUGCUUACUAUUAAGGCAUUGUAUUAAAACUUGUUAUUUUCUUUACAAGGUAGACUGAAAGUCAGGCAGUCCAAUUUAUAAUGACGAAGGUCAUUUUGAGUGCGAUUGUUGUGGUGGUGUUUGAAUUUAUAUCUAUAAACGCAGGUAAAACUAUAUAAAGUAGCUUAAAACCUCACUUUAGUAUAGCAAAUUCUAAAAUACUUGUGAUAAUCAACUCAAGUUUUAAAAUAGCUUGAAAGGAUUGCAUCAUCCAAAAGAAAGUAAAUGAAGGGAAUGGUAUAAUAGUACUGCAGUGGAACUCUGGUGAUUAUGCAAAUAUUUAGUAACAAACUUGAGAGAGACUAUAAUAUGAUCUUAAAGCUUCCACGAUGAAAGCAAAAUCUUUUAUUCAGAAGAGGGAAGGUACAAAAGAAAACCUUGGUGGUGGAGAAAAAAUAUGUAUGAAGUUUUCUUCUAUAUCUGUGAGUUAAGGCAACAGAUCAUGAAAUACUCUGACUUCAGCCUGGAAAAUGCUGAUCUUGAUCAUAUGGUACAUUUUUUUAUUUUCCGAUGGGGCAGUGUAAGAUGCAGACUGCCGACUGACUUUGGACUAUUGUUUUUAGGGUUAGAAAACAAUGGGACUAUUGUUGUCAUGUUCUCAUUUGCAUGGUGAAAACAAUAGUCUGCAGUCUGCGGCAUUUUACACUGACCAAUUUUCCAAUCUGGAUCUGGCAAAUACAUAACUUAUAUGUCUCCUAUCCAUACAGCAAUUCCUUGUCACCCCAGCUGCAGUGGUCAAGGAAUGUGUUUGAAAGAUGGACAAUGUCUGUGUUGGUGGGGAUGGACUGGGCCUAAUGCAAAGUACAUUGUAUCUGGGUCAUUAAAGAACAGAAUACUGGUAAGAGCUGAGUGACCUCCUUAGAAUUUACGGUGAAAAACAAGCAAACAAGGAAAUCAGAAAAAAACAUUUAACCUGAUUUCAUGUAUUCUGGUUCGAGAACAGUAAUGCGGAUUCAUUUAUUUCUUUCACUCCUAUGUCCCUUAUAGACUACUGGUAGUUCACAUGCGUCUAUGGUUCAGGGAUGCCGCUAAGAGCCGGCUGCCGGCUAAUUUCACCGGCUGAAAAAUAGCUUACCAUUGGCUUAAAUUGCUCUGGAAAACAAAGGCAAGGGGUAAUUUUGAAGAUGUAGUUGAAUAAAACAGCCAGCUUGACUAAUAAAAAAGCUUUGUUAUCUUUUCCUUAGCUACAUCCCUGAUAGCUGUGCAGUGCCAGGGCUGUCAAAAAGUUUUUCAGUAGCAGGCUGAUAAUGAAUAGUAGGCGGCUUUGGAACUCGCACCAAAGGCACAAGUUCUUGAGCGCGGAGGCAUCUAGGGACAUUUUGAAAUUUAGAGUCUCGGAAAUCGCGUCUCCUGGGGUGUUCAAUAGGUAUUUUCCACCGCGGACGCCAUGUUGUUUCGUCGGAAUACACGCAAGACUGGAAGCAAUGCCGUCGAAAUGUCCCAGGCGUUCCACGACGUCGCACGGUUCGAACGUUUCACAGAUCUGAAGCUGUUUAAAUAUGCGUUCAAUGUCAUUCAAAACUGGGAAACGGAUGCUUCACAAUUUUAUUCGAUGGUGCUUAUUUUUUUUUAGCAGUCAUGACUCACUUAUGGUAGAAGGAGAUGGAAGUAGCCGGCUAAGGAUGGUGAACUAGCCGGCGGUUUUGGCCGGCUACCGGCCCUUAUUGACAGCCCUGAGUGCAUUCAGAAUGUCGCACCUAAUUUUGCAUAUCCAUAUGCACAUGGCUAGUGCUAAAGCUACUGGGAUUUCAAAACUUUAGAUGAAAGUUUUCUUUGUGUAACUGUAUGGUUGACAUGACCCUUUGACCUAUUGUUUUAAAAUUUAACUUCUCAUUUCUCAUUUGUAAUGGGAAAAAAGAUCCCUGUGCCAUGUUUGGAUCACCUUUUUGCCUGAGAAAUAUACAGUGAAAGACCAAAAAGCGAAUAGCCUCGCUAACUGCAGGCCAGUCCCAAUGUAUCUUUUGUUAUAUUUCCAAAUUUAAAUAAAGUUGAAGUUGACAUUAUUACAUCCAAACACGGCACUAGGAUCUUUUCUCUCAUUACAAUGUUAUUCUAAGAAAACUUUAAGAAAAAAUGUCCCGAAAAGUGCUCAAAAAUACAAACGAAAUGUCCUCAUACCCCCUGGGCAUCCUAUAAUACUCCUUUAAUCGAAUUAAUUCAAUAUGGCUGCUGUAUUGGUAAAAAGGUCUAUAUCAAUACCCUCAUUAGUUCUUCAGACAUCGUUUCAUAGGGAAACGGCUGUUUUCUGUAAGGCUACAGCUGAGUAAGGAAAGAUUAAUUUGCUUUUUCUUCCUUAUUUUUAGGCAGACUACUGCACAACUGCAUGCCAUUAUACUCAUGACUUUCAAAAUCCUUUGUGUGCCAUUACCCCCACGAGGUCCCCAUGUGAUCCAUUAUGUGGCACAGGUACAGCUGAUGUCUAAUAUUUUGGUAGCUCAUUAGUUAAUAAAAUGUUGUUCGGAAGUGGCAAAAAAUCUUUUUUAGUGUUUCUAUUAUUUGGAGAUGUUACUGUAAGUGAAAAAAUGGUUUCUUUUUAGUCUGUGCAAAAACAGUACAACAAGCUUAAGGCAUUCGCAAUUUCUCUUUGGUAGUUAUGUUGGUAUGAGAACAAUCAUCUGCAUGGCAUAUAGGCCAAGAAAAGCUUCAUUGUUUUGUGUAAAAAAUAAUUAAAAGUUUUCUACUCAUAAUCACAAAAAUUAUGUAGCUUAGAAAGGUUCUUAAAUCCUUCUAAAAAGUAUUAACUCUCAAAACAUGCAUGCAAGCAAUAUCCCAAACUGAAGUUGCUGUGAAGGUAUAUUCCUGGCUCUUUUACCAGUGCAUAGUGAUACCACUACAUUCUUUGCCUUGGUUACAGCGCUCUGCUCUAAGAGGAGCCGCAGAAAGCCAAGCUGAGUAUUAGAACUGAAAAUCUCGGGGCACUGUUUUUCUUUUAGAAACUAGAAUAUUAUUAUUUUUAUAAUUAAUACUGGUUGACUUGUAAAUCAUCACAGGGACAUACAAUGGCCUGGGAAGAUGUCUGCCCAAUGGGCGUUGUCUCUGCUGGUGGGGCUGGACUGGCCCUAAUGCCACUUAUAUCAAUGGAGGAAUGUACACUAACAGAAUUGUGGUAAGGAUCAUGUUGUAGCGAGGAGAAGAGAAUUGAGGAGUGAAAAAAAGAGGGUAGUAGGGGUCGGGGUGGCCUGAAUUUUGGUUGACUUACUUUGCUACAUUGUCUUGGGUCUCCUGGCUGGUUCCUUUACAGAACAAAAAGGAGUGGCUAAGAAAGGCAUGUCUGAUAGCACAGGGAUGGUGAGUUUUGGUAUUGGCCUGGUAAAUUUUGUUCUUAACUUGCCUGAUGGGCUAGUGAAGUUUUUUGGGAUGAUUCAAAUAACAGAAGAACUGUAAUCAAUCCUGCUUGUCAAAAUUUUUUUCAGGCUAUUUAAAAUGGCCCUUGGAUUAGUUAGUAAUCACAUUAUGCUAGUUAAAAACUUGCCCAAAGGGUAAGCUGUAAAACUGACUUUUUUGUACCCUGCAAAAUUUAUUUCACGCUCACGGGUUUGUUUUUAUUCCUCAAAGGCUGAUAGCUGUACUAAAAGCUGCAGCUACACACACGUUUACAGAAAUAACAAAUGUGUUACAGCUUCAACAACAACCAAACCAUCAACACAGCCACUGAGUACAGGAAGCCCAACAACAGGGAUACCAAGCACAGUGAAACCAACUAUCCCCCAAGUGUGCAGUGUGCCAGUUAACAAAACUGUGCCACCCCUCUCCUGUGAUCCACUAUGUGGUUCAGGUAACUAGUAUCUGUUCCUUGAAAGCAGUGUAUUAUAGAUAGAAUCUCAAGAGUUGCUUAUUUACUAAAGCACAAUUAUAACAGACACUAGGGAGAGUAUACUCACAGCAAAGACAAUACCAGCCACAGUCCCCCACGGUAAGCGCUACUCUUUUUAGGUUGUGCUGCUUAUUUGGGGUGGGGAGGGAGUGUAAGGCUAAGUAUUCAGAUUUUUGCUCCUAAGUGUGACAUGUAUUCAAGGGCCACACUGUUCAAGUAAAUAUGAUAUAUGGAACUGAUUCUUUAAUUUUCAAACAAGCUUAUAAGGCAGAAUGCAGGAAAGAUUUCACACUCUUCUGCUGUGCUUGGCAGAGGUAAAAGAAGGUUCCCCUUCCCCACUCCCUUGACAAGAUGUUCCAGUCUUGUUUGAGAGUGUCACUGAAUUUUGGUUGCAGGUCCAACUUAUCACAGUACUGGACAGUGUCUCUCCAAUGGGCGUUGUCUCUGCUGGUGGGGGUGGACUGGUGCAAAUGCCUGCUAUGUUGAUGGAGGAAUUUACAACAAUAGAAUUUUGGUAGGUGUUGUUGUAACAUGAUUUAAGGGAACUGUUAAAGCUUACUUGGCUUUUAGGUAUCAUUAGUAGCUCUGUCAGUUUUUUGUGUUUAUGGUAUAACAAGGGGGUCCUCCCAUGUCAUGCACAUUUAUUUUUGUUUUAUUUUUCUCUCUAAAGGCUGACAGUUGUGUUAAAAGUUGCCAUUACACACAUGUGUACAGAAAUAAUAAGUGUGUUACAGCUGCACCGACAACCAAACCGUCAACACUGCCACCGAGUACAGGGGGCCCAACAUCCAUUCCUUUGACAACUGUGAUACCCAGCACAGGGACUCCCAGUACUGUGAAACCAACUACGGGGAAACUAGUAUCUACAACUUCAAGAAGUCCAACAACAGGCAUGCCAACAACAAUGAAACCAACUGCAGGGAAGUCAAGCACUCUGAAUCCAACCACAGGUAACCCAACAUCGUCAAAUCCAACCACGGGAAAACAAGUAACUACAGUACCACCAAGUACAAAAACCCAAACAACUGUCUUUCCAACUAAAUUCAAACCAACCUCAGGCCAGUCUAGCACUAUGAAACUAACCACAGGUAACUUAGCAUCAUCUAAUCCAACAACACGAAAACAAGCAACUUCACUGCCAUCAACUACAAAAAGUCAAACGACAUGGUACCCAACUACACUGAAACCAACCACAGAAAAGUCAAGCACUAUGAAAUCAACCACAGGACACCCAACUACCAAGUAUGCACCUCCAACAAGGCAAAGCACUAGUACAUUAAAAGUAACCACAGGACAACCAUCAACAAAACAGAAGACAAGUCAGCAACCUGCAAGUACAAAAACAGUAAAACCAUCCACGAAGGUGUUAACAACACAAGCCCCAAUACCCACGACCACAGCUGCUGCUACCACAACCCAAGCUACCACUAUAGAACCAACGGAGCCCCCAGAGCCCACAGAACCUCCUGAGGCCGAUGAUUCUCUUGGAGCACUUGCCAACCUUCAAGUAAGGAUGCUGUAAACACCCAGUAGUGUGUGUAAAUUAAGACCAUGCCACCCUGGGAAUGGUUGCCUUGACUUGUUAGGACUCAUCAGUGUGGCAUACCCCCAGGGAGACUACAUUGCUUGAAAGUACAGGGCUUGAAAACAACUUUUAAUUCCAGGUGAAAGCAGCUCUUAAGUUCUGCUUGUUCCCAGGGGGAUGGGGGAAGCUACAAUGUACAUGCUCCUGUCAGUUUACUUGUUAGUCAGAAGAUGACUUGCUGGGCCCUUGCCGAUCAGGCAAGUACAUGUACAUAUGUUGUAGUUAAUUUUUUAUCUCAGGUAAUUUUUAUUUUUCAUUUGUUUCAACAUCAUUAACAUAUAUUACCAUACCAAAAAACAAAAGACAAACAAAAGUUACCUGAGAUAAAAAAUUAACUACAACACAUACAUAAGUGUAAGUGUGAAAAGUUACUUGCCUGAAUAGAAAAUCUACUUAGGACUGUUUUCAAGCCCUGCGUAACCAUGUAUGAAAUGCCCUUUGCUGCUGGAGCAAGUGUAAGGCACUCAAUCUUUAAGCCCCUUUUAAACAUGCUACCAUGGCUGUAGAGAUGGGGCUUGUUUUGUUGGAAGGAUUUGCCCUGCAAUUAAAUCAUUUUUGUUACCAAUUCUAUUACCAAGAACUUUGUUAAGCCAAACACAGAUAGCGUGGUUUAAGUCGUCCCUUGGCAACUCAUUAGCAGACUCCACUCUAACAACCCAUGUUUUGUUCCCCACCAGUUACAAAAUGAUGCUGAAGUUGCAAAGUCAAAAGAAAGUGGAAAGAAAGAAGUCACGAAGGAGAAGGAUUUCAGUCCCACUGCACUGGUGAUAGUUGGCGUUGUGCUACUGCUUUGUGUUUUGGGGUUGGUGAUUGCUGUUUGGUGGACAUAUGGCAAUGGAAGCCAGGUCCCCAGUCUUCUGCGUGGCUAUGAACCAGUUGAAGGUGGCGAUUCCAACAUGAUGAUGCAGGAGUUAUCACAGACAGCUCCGCUGCCUUAGUGAAGAAUGAGCAAUUUAUAGAGAUUGGUUGUGAUCUGUUCUUACAUUAACCAAAAAUAUAUUAGGUUUGAUUACUAGAUGCAUUUUACGCAUUGAAACUGAGGGCGUGUUCCACUACCGUCAUCAUUAAUAGAAGGGAUGCAUGGGAUAAAUCCUCUAGUGACUUUUCACGUAACACCCAAUUUUUUAGUCACCAGCAAAACAAGGAAAUUUGUAUGAGAAUCUAUGAAUUUAUCAGAAGCCUAUAAGGGUUUAAGAACAAAUUUUUACAACAUAACAUUUUUUGCCAAUUCAUGUAUGAAAUUUUGUACCCAGUAGAUAAAUACAAAUUAUCAUUAGCAAAAAUGAAUUUUUGUAACUUGUUUUCAAAUUGUCAUUAUUUUACACUCUGUGGAACUGUUACCAUUUUAUAAUCUCUAAAUUAUAGACUAUGUUAUAGCAACAUUAUGGAACUGAUAAUUCAGUAGUUUUUCAUGCCUUAAUGAAAUAUAUAACUAGAUAUUUUUAUUAACAUAGCAUGAAGAGAAAUGACUUUUUUUAUUGAUAGUUUGAACGUGACAGAAAUGUAUCUGAGGAAAAUUAUUAAAAUAACUGCUGUUUGAUAGUUUAAAAUAUAGGUUACAGUUGAGCCUUGAUUAUCCGGACUCUUUGGGACUUGAGUAAAUUAAGUCUGGAUAAUCGAGAGUCUGGAUAAUAUGAAUAUUAAUGAGACAAAAAUGAAAACUAUCUGAGAUCUGCUGCUUGCUGAUUUUAAACUCGAGUGCUAAAUAUAUUUGUUCCUUUUUCUCCUUUCUCCAAACGUGAAAUAAUCAUUUGCUCAUCCUUUAUUGAGAGAACGGACUGCUUUGGUUGUGUAGACAUGGCUACGAUUUGAGUUUACCAUCAAGUGGUCUUAUGUUUACAUAACCAACAUGGAAUCAAGCAUCACAUUCCCAUAGCAACAUGAAAAUUGAGCCAAUCAGAAUUCAGUUGAAUGCAUCAGAACAACUGUUCAUCUCGUGUCGGUCGUGUUUUUUCAACGCAAAACAGAUUAAAACAGUGUUUCAAACACAUGUUUGGACGGAUAAUUGAACUUUUAAUCAUUUCAGUUGUUCAAGAUCACAUCUUAUUAAUAUUCAUGAAAAGAAACGGGACCAGAGAAACAAGUCUGGAUAACCCAGGUCCUGAUAAUCGAGGCGCGAGUGUAUUAGAAGGUAUUUUUUUCAAUACCCAUUAAAUUAAUGCGUGGAGAGAAAUCUUUAAAGUUACUAAAGGAACUCUGAUGAUAAAUUCUAUUUCAGAGGUAGUGUUUUGGAGGUUAAAAUUUAAUUUAUUCAUAAAAAUAUACAUAAUAAUUUUAUGUCUACUAAAGUAAAAGAGAUUUAAUCAUAUUAGUUUAGCCUAAUAUUUAGAUAUAAUGUAGUUGUACUCAAUUAUGAUCAUACAUUUGAGCGCAGAGGUUAUCCCAGAUUGUCAUUUACAGAUAGAUGAUUUUCUUUUUUGACCAAGAGAUUUACAUCAUAUUAAUUCGCUCUAUAGAACUGUAUUGUUACAAUCAUAACGUUAAAAUUAAAGACACCAAAACAGAGGUGGAAAAGUGGAGGUGUAAAUUGAUUGAUGUGCCAUACACCAUUCUGAUAAUUUGUAUUUGAGCAUGACAAUUGUCUUACAAUAAGGUCAGACAGUAACCCUGCAAAGCGUGAAUUUUUCAUUUUCCUAGAGAGGUGAUCUUGUAAGCCUUACUGUGCUUUUCAGUAACAUGCGAACCUAAAGUCAAAACUUUAACCAAUGUUUCACGUUUUUUUGCUUCUGUCAAUCACCCUGACAAACUACUCAGGAAACACAGCUUUUCUUCAGCAGCUUUUAAAGGUCAUGUCUGUCAGUUGUGAUAUCUAGAUUUUGAAUUCAUUUUGCUUGUUUUGUUUUGUUGUAAUUAAGAUUGACAGAAGCAAAAACCAUAACUGGUUCCAUUCUUUGACUUUUGAGUUUCCAUGUUAUUGAAAUUGUUAAAGAGAGGUUCCCAUACAUUUUAGUUUACUUUCGAAUGUGUCAUAAAGUGCACACUGUAAGUCUGCUUUGACUGUAAUAAUUGUCCACUCACAUGCCAUGGCAGAAUAUUAUUGCAAACAUCAAUCUCAUCACCAGAGCCUUCAGAUCUUACAGCUACACAUGACCCAACGCUCUUCUCAUCCAUUUUCAUGCUUAUUAGAGAAGAGGACUGAGAUUAAGAAUGUGCAAACGUCUGACUAUCCUUUCAAAUCCUACUUCACCUUGCAAUUUUGUCAGUUUUGUAAGCAGUUUUUUAUCCUUAAACCUUUUGAUGACGUUGAAUGUCCAUCGUAUUGUUAAAACUUGUUACUGCUUCAGUGUCCUUUUCAGGCGCUGGUUCAGUGUUCAAAGGAUGGAUAGCGCUAUCUACCAAAUAUAUCACUUUCCAGUGGAUAAGUAUUAGGGACACCAAUGACUUGUAUUUAUGAAAUGGAUGGCAUUACCCACCGUUUGAAUAGAUGGUGAUUUCACUAACCAUACCUCCUUGAAACAACAUGGCUUUUACAUAAAUUCCAUUUCUUAUUAUCACUAUUUCCGUGGUACACUCAUUGCUUUGCGAAGUGUAACACAGUUUGUUUGAACUCUUUGCAUGGUGUUGCGACUAAGUUCUGCUUCCUCUUGUCCUUUUCUAACUGUUGCUUGAUAAUCCAGUUGUAACAUUUCCGAAUCUAAUGGAAUGGCAUUUACACCGGAGGACCGGAGCUUUUCGUGAAGCGUGUCUGUCAGUUUGGACAAGCCAUCCAAGUCAG
This is a messenger RNA of Porites lobata, 9693 nucleotides long. The record is from the annotation of a GenBank genome assembly. NCBI's taxonomy places the organism in Eukaryota, Metazoa, Cnidaria, Anthozoa, Scleractinia, Poritidae.